Fopius arisanus is the source of this 3850-nucleotide messenger RNA. RefSeq names its product pre-mRNA processing factor 5 (gene Prp5). NCBI's taxonomy places the organism in Eukaryota, Metazoa, Arthropoda, Insecta, Hymenoptera, Braconidae. Bases 144 to 3215 code for a protein of 1023 amino acids. The transcript is spliced from 3 exons. Gene Ontology annotation, molecular function: RNA helicase activity; RNA binding; ATP binding. The record is from RefSeq and is a predicted model, not a curated record.
GUAAAAUAUAUUGCGUUCCGUCGCGUCCACUGCGUUUUGUUAAUAAUUGUUUAUUGUGUCUUGCAGUGGAAAUUGGAGAAUCGGAGUUACUCGAGGAAUUGUAGGACAAUUGUUUUUCUACUGAUUAUUGGAAAGUGAUAAAAAUGGUGCGGAGUGGAGACAAAGAAAGACAUCACAGAAGGCGUUCAAGGUCUCGUUCUCGUUCACGUUCACCAUCGCCGGAGAAAAAACGAAAACGAUCGCGAAGUAGAGAUCGUGAUCGCGAACGUGAAAAAUCGACUCGUCACCGAGAUCGACGGAGUCGUUCCAGGGAUCGAGAAACGCGGAGAGAUCGAUCAGAGCGAGAUCGAGAUCGAGAUCGGAAACGAGGUGACAGUAAAGAAAAACGCGUAGAAUCCUCGAAAUCCUCCCGAGGAAAAGACCGGAAACGUUCUCGAUCGCGUGAUAAAAAAGACAAAGAGAAAGUUGAUAACGAGGACUUGCCAUUCGACCACACAAAACUCGAUAAAGAGGAGGAGCAAAAACGCCUAGAGCUGGAAAUGCAAAAGCGACGAGAGAGAAUCGAGAGAUGGCGUGCAGAGCGCAAGAAGAAUGAGCUAGAGGCGACGAAAAAAGAUGGGAAGUCCUCGAUUCUCGCUAAUCUCCAACUACCGAUGAAGAAGUGGUCGCUGGAAGACGACAGCGACGAAGAGACACCACUUCCGGUCCCUCCGAAGGACCCGAAGGACGAGGACGAAGCUAAAGAGGAAGAAGAAGUAACGGAAAUGGGAAAACCCGAAGAGGACGAGAUCGAUCCACUGGACGCUUUCAUGGCUGAGGUGCAAGAAGAGGUCCGCAAGGUCAAUAAAUUCGAGAAAGGUAAGUCAAAUACCAACGGCGCUGCCGGCAAUUCCCAGAGUGGUGGUGUAGUAUUUGUAACUGGCGUUGCCAAGAAGAAGGUCCAGAAGCAAAAGGGCGAGUUGAUUGAGCAGAAUCAAGACGGUCUGGAGUAUUCCAGCGAGGAAGAGGGGGAGAACCUCCACGAGACAGCUGCGGGAAUCGCGAACAAACAGAAACGGGAACUUGCUAAAGUAGAUCACGCGACAACCGAAUACGCCCCCUUCCGGAAAUCCUUUUACGUUGAAGUUCCGGAGAUCGCGAGAAUGACACCAGAAGAGGUUGAGGCGUACAAAGAGGAACUCGAGGGGAUCAGGGUUAAGGGCAAGGGCUGCCCCAAGCCGAUAAAGUCCUGGGCGCAAUGCGGCGUGACGAAGAAAGAGCUCGAGGUCCUUAAAAAAUUGGGAUACGAAAAACCAACGCCGAUACAGUGUCAAGCGAUAUCCGCGAUAAUGUCCGGUCGGGAUUUGAUUGGAAUCGCAAAGACAGGUAGUGGAAAGACACUCGCCUUUCUGUUGCCGAUGUUCAGGCAUAUUUUGGAUCAGCCACCGUUGGCCGAUGGCGACGGUCCUAUUGCCCUCAUUAUGACACCCACUAGAGAACUUUGCAUGCAGAUCGGCAGGGACUCAAAGAAGUUUACAAAGUCUCUAGGAUUGAGUCACGUCUGUGUGUACGGAGGCACCGGAAUUUCCGAACAAAUCGCAGAACUCAAACGCGGCGCUGAAAUCAUCGUCUGCACACCCGGUAGGAUGAUUGAUAUGCUUGCAGCCAAUUCGGGAAGAGUCACCAAUUUACGUAGAGUCACUUACGUAGUUCUUGAUGAAGCUGAUCGAAUGUUUGACAUGGGAUUUGAGCCCCAGGUGAUGAGGAUCAUGGAGAAUGUUCGACCGGAUAGACAGACUGUUCUGUUCUCGGCGACGUUUCCUCGACAGAUGGAGGCACUGGCUCGGAGAAUUCUCACGAGACCGGUUGAGGUUCAGGUUGGAGGGAGAUCGGUUGUGUGCAAGGAUGUGGAGCAGCAUGUGGUGGUUCUGGAGGAGGACCAGAAGUUCUACAAGCUGUUGGAGAUUCUGGGGCAUUACCAGGACAAGGGCUCGACCAUUAUCUUUGUUGACAAGCAGGAAAACGCAGAUACGUUGCUGAAGGAUUUGAUGAAGGCAUCCUACUCCUGCAUGUCGCUCCAUGGGGGGAUUGACCAGUGCGACAGAGACUCGACGAUGAUCGAUUUCAAGGCAGGCCGGACGAAGAUUCUGGUGGCUACGUCGGUCGCUGCCAGGGGUUUGGACGUCAAGCAGCUCGUGCUUGUCAUUAAUUAUGAUUGUCCGAAUCAUUACGAGGAUUAUGUGCAUCGCUGCGGAAGAACGGGACGGGCUGGGAACAAGGGGUACGCUUACACCUUCAUCACGACGGAACAGGAACGUUACGCAGGAGAAAUCGUCAGGGCUUAUGAACUCGCUGGGGUGCCUGUUCCGGAACCUCUGAGGAUUCUCUGGGACAGGUACAGAGCCAAACAAGCCGCUGAGGGAAAGAAACUACACACCGGUGGAGGAUUCAGUGGAAAGGGCUUCAAGUUCGAUGAAUCUGAGGCAGCACUUGCGAAUGAGAAAAAGAAGUUUCAAAAGGCUGCGUUGGGACUCCAGGAUUCCGAUGAUGAGGAUAUUGAGAAUGAUAUUGACCAGCAGAUUGAGAGUAUGCUGGCGCCCAAGAGAACUGUCAGAGAGAUCGCUAGACCUUCUACCAAUAGUGUCAGUGUUCCUGGACAACCGGUGAGCAGUGCCACUGAUAAGUUGGAGUUGGCGAGAAGGCUUGCGUCCAAGAUUAAUAUUGCCAAGAAUCUGGGGGCUGAGGCCAAGGGCGCAACGCAACAAGCUGCUGAGGCUAUACUUAAGGGCGCAGGACCUACCAAUUUAAUUACUGCGAAAACCGUGGCGGAACAACUGGCAGCCAAACUCAACACAAAAUUAAACUAUCAACCUAGGGAAGAGGACUUGAUCGAGGGUGAGGGUGAGCCUGGUGAGCAAACCUUCAGAAAAUACGAGGAGGAAUUGGAGAUCAAUGAUUUCCCACAACAAGCAAGGUGGAGAGUAACGAGUAAAGAGGCUUUAGCACAAAUUUCUGAAUACUCAGAGGCCGGCCUGACAGUCAGAGGUACUUAUAUUGCCACAGGCAAAGCUCCACCUGAAGGUGAACGAAAAUUAUACCUCGCCAUCGAAUCAACAAGCGAAUUAGCUGUCAGUAAAGCCAAAGCCGAGGUAUCAAGGCUAAUCAAAGAGGAACUCAUUAAAUUACAGUCCUCUGGGGCACACACAGGCUCUCGGGGUCGUUACAAAGUUCUGUAAAAUAAAUUUUUACAUGUGCAGUAAAGCAAUGACUAAAUAUUUCUUUGGACAAGACUUCAAUUGAUAUCGUAUAAAAUAUAUUGAUCUACAGCUAAUCGUAAAUAUUUUCUCAUAUAAACACUUAAAUUAUUUAUAUGUACAUUACACGGAUGAGCAUGUGGACAUUUGAUUUUUAUUGGCUCUUCGAUCAUUGUAAAAAGAAGAUAAAUUAGUUCGUUACGUCUUUGGCAAAUUAUUGAUAACUAUCAAGAAAGUAACUAAUUUUUAAUAAAAACUUGAUCAAUGAUUGAGUCAUUGUUUCUUUAAGUAAGGCACUAGAGGAAUCACAGUCUUAAGAGCGUGAAUGUCCCAAAACGAUGGAAUUAUUCAUAGUUUUGGGACAAACGAGAUGAUUACACAUUUACAAAGAAAACAAUUCUUGUUUGAAGGUAAAAUUUCUUAUUCGAGAGAACCCCCUUUGAUAUUAUACAAAAACUUUUGAUAAAAACGGGACUCACGCCAUUUUGGGCUUAGUGCGGAGUUCAAGAUUUUGACUACCAAAGUAGCUUCUUAGUAAUUCUAUUAUUCGGACGAAAAAGUUUUGAAAUUAAGAAUUUUUCAGAUUUAUCGGGAAACAAGAGAUUUGUCCCUCGAAA